Limulus polyphemus (Atlantic horseshoe crab) is the source of this 3237-nucleotide messenger RNA. RefSeq names its product transmembrane 7 superfamily member 3-like. The coding region runs from base 293 to 2065 and encodes 590 amino acids. Lineage: Eukaryota; Metazoa; Arthropoda; Merostomata; Xiphosura; Limulidae. The transcript has 10 exons. The record is from RefSeq and is a predicted model, not a curated record.
AGGUAACAGUUGAAAAACGAUAGAUGCGAGUACGUGUAUAUCUCGAGAAUGUUCUGAAAACAAAGAUAAGAAGUGCUUAAUACAAUAAUAUAAAAUUUUCAUCUUUCAUCUCUGCCUGUACCUACGGACUUUUGUUACACCGCGUUUAAUGGGCGUAACUUGGCCUUGCGCUUCAACGUUAAGUCUACAAUAUGUUGUGUAAGUUGUAACGUUACUCCACAACCGACGAUAAACCUUGAAGUUUGUUUUUAUAUUAAACUACAAUAACCCGUGUUGUGUUGACGAAAGAAACAUGCUGGUCAAUGUCCCAUAUCUUGUCACUUUGUUCGUCUGUUUGUUGAGGGUCACGGUGGCACAGAUGCAGAAAGAUGAAUCACCUAUUCACGUGACUCCACUCAAGAUUCCCGUGGCUACCAACAGCGUAACGACUAGCGUGUCCAUUCUGGCCAAUAGUGUGCUCCCUAUUGUAGCUGUGGGCAUUCCUUCCAGAAUCAAAUUCCUAAUAAUACAGUGUCAUUCCCAGAAAAAUAACAUAACGUUGGCCUAUGAUCCAGAUCUCACUCCAUCGACUGGAUCAGUUUAUGGAACUAAUAUCGGGCUUGUUGGACUGCUCGAGCCUCUGGUGACCGAAUUCUGUGUUUGGCUGUUUAACUACAACACGGUUAACUUCACAAUUUUAGUUAAUAUAGUACCAUAUGAUACGAAUGAGCCUAUACCCGGCGGCUGUAACAUGGAGUUUCCUGUAGAGAUAUCACCAUUUCUACGUGUUCACUACGAUUACGUUAACACGAGGGUAGAAUUCCAACAUGGCAGACUUCCCAGUUCCCGAGGCAUGCCUCCUGUCUCUUGUGAUACCAGCAUAAUGUUCCUUUCAUACCAGCUCUAUGUUUAUUUUCUUGGCGAGAAUGACUACAGUGAAAGGACUUAUUUUGAUGGGAUUAAAGCUGUGACCAAUAUAACCAGCAUCAAGAAACAUGCUUCCUUGGUUCAACCUUUCGGUCAGAAACCCACAACGAGAGCCCUAUUCCUGUCUUACCCAGGACAAGGAGUGAUAUACAGCUUGAUUGUCCAAUAUCGAAAGAAUGACGUCACGUAUGAAGCUGCCUACGUUCCCUCUUCAACAUAUGGGUGUAGCUUUCUUUCAGAAGUCGAUGGAUGUGGACAGUUAAGUCAACCAUUCGCUAAGGUUUUUGCAGUUAUUUUAGCUGCUGUGGGAUUGUUCAUCUGCAUGAGAGGUCAUCGUUUCUUUAAAACAGAAAUGUUUUUCUUUGGAUUUCUCGUGUUUUCGCUGUUAUCAUUUAUUUUGUGGACAAGAUUUACAGACAUCAGUACUACAGAUCGUGAUGUGUUGACCAUUACAUUUGGAUUUGUGGGUGGAGUAGCCUGGUUAGCUGUGUGGUGGUUUUUUGGCAUACCUGUAAUAUCAGUACUAUUAGUUGACUUUACCUUAGGGUUCCUUCUAACGUCCGUUGUGUUUUUCAGCCCUGUUGGAAACUUUGAUGUGUUUCGAAGCGACUUCAACUACUGGAUGAUAUUUGCAUGUGGAAUACUUGCUUUACCUGUGUUCACGUUACCCAUGACAAAAACGCUCAAUAUUAUUGCCACUGCAACAGUUGGAGGUUAUUGCUCUAUCGUUGUGAUAGACAGGUAUAUCGGCACCACCCUAACUUAUAUCGUGUUGAAUGUCGUUAAACGUGCUGUGGUGGAAGACUUAGCAUUGGCCUCCAAUAACUUUCCUUUCCAAACUAAUGAUGUUAUUUUAAGUGUUGCCUGGGGUAUUCUGACAUUUAUGGGCAUGUCUUUGCAACUUUAUACCGAAUUCAAAAGACCUCCUUUCCCACCAACGCCCUAUAAAAUCUGGCAAAGAAAUCGACAACUUCGUAGACAGCGUCAGUUGAACCUUGCCCAGCGAUCAAUUAGUAUUCAACCUACAGCGCCUUUUAGAGAUCAGAUUGAUACAUCUAAUGAGUAUCAACCAUUACUAGGAAGACGUCGAGAACCUUUAAGAAGCUAUGCUAGUACAUAUUCUGCCAAUGGAUUAAGUAAUAGAGACAUUGUAGAUUGAUAUUUAAAUCUUAUAAAAAUGAAUUUUGCUCCUUUAAGCAAAAAUGUAUAUACGUAUUCACACACACACACAAGUUCUGUAAUUGAUAAAUUAGGCCUACAAGGGAUUGCACUCGGCUUACUGUCGUUCCCAAUGCUAGGCUUAAUCAUUAACCUACAGUGACUUAAGGCAGUUUAAAUUCCCUGUAGGCCUGUUUAAUGAAUAACAAACAAUUUAAAUGAUAUGCAUAUAUAUAUAUAUAUAUGUGUGUGUGUGUGUGUGUGUCUAGAUGUCUACUGAUACCAGGCAAAAUAGGACUUUCAUUGGUUUGAUUUCCUUAUCUAGACAUUGGAGGAAUUUACUGAAAAAUAAAUGGUUCAUCCAGACCGGUUUUUCACAAAUCAGUUAUUUAUCAUACACAUUGAUUUGUAAAUACAUAAAAAUAAUAAAAUGUUACCUAAAAUUAAAUGUUCAUUUAGUGAUUCUUAUUAGUAAUUAAACAUCACAAAGCCAUCCAUUAGUGUAUUAUAUAUAUUGUUGUGAAUUAAUACUCGUAUGAUAUUAACUCAGUUCGAAUAUGUACAUUUUACCAUAUAAUUUAAUUUUAAAUAAGUUUGUUUUUAUUUCUAGUCCUCUUACUGGUUAAUAGUUUAAAGAUUCAUGAAAGUAUUUCAUAACAGUAUAACUUAACUACUUAGAUAUAUAUCAUUUAUUAUAACCUGAGAGUCAGAUUUGUGCACGGAUUAUAUAUGACCUUUCACUAUAACUCAAGUCAAGAUGGGUCUCUCAAACUAACAUAUACUGAGUCAAACAGUAACAAACACUGAAGUCAAGUCAACUUUCAAUAUCACUCAACCUAACACAGAAUGAAGACAGCUUUCAUUACAACUCAACCUCACAUAGACUAAAGUCAAGACAGCUUUCGCUACAGUCAACCUAACAAACACUGAAGUCAAGAUAGCUUUCAUUAUGUCUCAACCUCAUGUAGACUAAAGUCAAGACACUAUUCACCACAACUUAACCUAGCACAGCUUUCACUGCAUCUCAACCUCGUGCAGACUAACGUCAAGUUAGCUUUCACUACAUCUCAACCUCAUGUAGACUAAAGUCAAGUUAGCUUUCACUACAUCUCAACCUCAUGUAGACUAAAGUCAAGUUAGCUUUCACUACAUCUCAACCUCAUAUAGACUAAA